AAUUCUCCCAAUCAAUAGUGUGAGAGGUAUCUUCAACAUGUUUUUGUAGAGCAGACUUCACAUCUUUAAUGUCUGAAUAAUUAUCAAUCUCUUUGAGAAUCUUUCAAUCAGAGGCAUUCAUUAGUUUCUAAUUAAUCUUAUCUUAUUAAUUUAUCUUAUAUAUUCUCCUCAAAAAGAUGCUAUAUUUUAUGUUCGACUGAAUAUUGAUACUGAUUGUUUUACAAUUAUCGAUGGUGAUAACGUAGAUAAUGAAAAAUUAAUGGCAGAAGAUAUAUUUAAAAAAGAUUCAACACGUACGAUACAGGGAAUUUUUUUUCAAACAAAACAAAAAAUUUAUAAGAGUCAUUACAUGAUCGGUUAUAUAAUAACGGAGUCCGAUUCCGCCGACGGUCUAAUCAUGAAAUGGGACCCAUAUGUCCCCAUGUCCUAUAAAUGCUCAGACAUCAAUGGUAUAAUUCAUACAGCCAUUAAUAUUUGUUCAACUUAUUCACUAUUACAUAAGAAAUUGAAUAUUAUUCGCAAAAUAGCUAAAAGUAAUGGUUACCCUAGUUCUUUUAUUGAAAGGCUCAUUAGGAUAAAAAUUAGUAAAUGGUAUAGCAAAUCUGAUACGUGUGUUGAUACGGAUACUGAUAAGAAAAAGAAAAGAUUGUUUAUUGAAGUGCCUUUUGUUGAGAAUAGUACAAGAAUGUUUAAAAAUGACUUACGAAAGUUUACAACUGAAGUUCGACCAGAUUCACAAUUAACAAUUAUUGAAAUGCCUCCAAUAUCAGUUCAAAAUUUCUUUGAUUUUAAGGAUAAAAUACCAAAUUACUUGAAGUCUGAUGUCAUUUAUAACGUUAAAUGUAAAGACUGUAGUUCACCGUAUAUGGGUAAAACUAAACGACAAGCAUGUAGACGACUGUAUGAACAUGGAUUAACCAAAGAUACCUAUAGUUCUCAAUCAUCUCAGUUAUUAUCUAAUGUGAAUCCAUCCUCUGUGACCACAGCAGCACAAUCAGUGAAAACAGCUUGA
Messenger RNA from Didymodactylos carnosus, 1012 nucleotides. NCBI's taxonomy places the organism in Eukaryota, Metazoa, Rotifera, Eurotatoria, Philodinida, Philodinidae. The record is from the annotation of a GenBank genome assembly.